Messenger RNA from Mustela erminea (ermine), 1908 nucleotides. It is a transcript of the gene SKA1, whose product is annotated as spindle and kinetochore associated complex subunit 1. The transcript has 7 exons. The record is from RefSeq and is a predicted model, not a curated record. Gene Ontology annotation, cellular component: mitotic spindle; spindle microtubule; outer kinetochore. Gene Ontology annotation, molecular function: microtubule binding. Lineage: Eukaryota; Metazoa; Chordata; Mammalia; Carnivora; Mustelidae. Gene Ontology annotation, biological process: cell division; chromosome segregation; regulation of microtubule polymerization or depolymerization. The coding region runs from base 202 to 957 and encodes 251 amino acids.
UGUCCUCAAGAAGAAUGGUCCUGCCCUGCCAUCUAGUGGUCGCAUGGCAAAGGUGCCAUCCAACCAGCAUUUCAAUAAAGCCAAAAUUUGUUUUACCAACUUCGGAAGAAGGCAACAAAUGUACAUUGUUCUGGGUAAAACUUUGACUUGGUUGAAGACUUAUUGAUACCAAACACAGAUCAGUCUACUUUGCAGAUGUGAAUGGCCUGUGGAAAGCAGAGAGAAGCCACUGGAUGUGGCUUCCAAAAAAAACUUUUUAAAGAUGGUGGCUCAGCUGGUCAGGAACCUGCCUUGAGGACUAAAUUAGAUAAAAUAGGAGAUGAGAUCAUUGUAGUAAAUGAACUUCUAAAUAAAUUGGAAUUGGAGAUUCAGUAUCAAGAACAAACCAACCAUUCACUCAAGGAACUCUGUGAGUCCGUUGAAGAGGAUUAUAAAGACGUGGAGCAUCUCAAAGAAAACAUUCCUCCCCAUUUGCCUCAAGUAACAGUAAGCCAGAACUUUGCUAAUGUCUCAGAUCUUGACCCUGAGGAACCAGUCAAAGUUGAGGAAACCGCAGCCACAAGGAAGCCCCCAAAAGAACAAAGAAGUAUAAAAGAAAUGCCGUUUAUAACUUCUGAUGAAUUUAAUGGCAUUCCAGCGUACAUGAAAUCUCGCUUAACCUAUUGUCAAAUUAAUGAUGUUAUUAAAGAAAUCAACAAGGCGGUGGUUAGUAAAUACAAGAUCCUACAUCAACCAAAAAAGUCCAUGAGUUCCGUGGCCAGAAAUCUCUACCACAGAUUUAUUGACGAAGAAACGAAAGAUACCAAAGGUCACUAUUUCAUAGUGGAAGCUGACAUAAAGGAGUUCACAGCUUUGAAAGCUGACAAGCGGUUUCACGUGAUACUGAAUAUCUUACGACACUGCCGGAGGCUCUCAGAGGUCCGCGGGGGAGGCCUUACCCGAUACGUCAUAACUUGAAGCCCGCGUGCUCUUUUGAACUGGCCAGAUAUGGGGUGUAGGCCACUCCCGUGGUUUCCUUAUAUGUGAUUUCUUUAUAAAUGAUUUCUUUGGCUUUUUCAUUUUCUUUUCUAGCUUCCUAUAAAAACAAUUUUUUAGGAGGUAAAGCACAUAUAUUUUAAAAUUCAUUUUCUUUCAGAACGUAUUUAACCCCCUACCAGAUGAACCUCUGUGCUAGGUAUAUAAUGGAACUAAAAAAUAUUCAUGGUUAAUUUUUGUGUUUAGUGACAGUGCUGUAGACCUCAAUAAGAUAGAUGCACAUGUGAUAAUGGAAGAAAAAGUUCAAGAAGAUAAGGUCAAAGAUACCCUAUCUUUUUUUUUUUUUUUUUUUUAAGUAGGCUCCACACCCAGCAUGGAGCUCAGCACAAGGCUUGAACUCAUGACUCUGAGAUUAAGAUGUGAGCUGAGACCAAGAGUCAGACACUUAACUAAGCCACUCAGGUGCUUCAGUGAUACCCAGGCUCUUUAGAAUUAAAGGUUGUUAAUGUCAAAAUUCUAUCAAUGGCAUUUCAGUCUACAGGCAGAAGUUGGAUUUAUAGGCAGCCCCCCUCCCUGGGAUGAUUCUGCUUUCUCAUGUGUUGUUAGGGAACAGCUUACCUGAAAUGCAUUUGGUAUGGACCAAUCCAUAAACGUCAACUAUAAUGAAAUUUAAUAAAAAUAUACUGAGAUGAAAAAAAUGAUAAAAUAACACAUAAGCGGUUUGAUAGUUGUCGGGAAAAUGGGUGGUUGGAUUGCAAGAAUUGCGGAUGUUUCUCUUGUGCACUUAUGGAGACUGGCUAUGUGUGUUUUAGUCAGAGUUCUCCAGAGAUACAGAACCAAUAGGAGGUAGAUAUAUGGAGAGAGAGAGAGAUGAUGACAAAUUGGUUGAGAAGUCCCUCGAUCUGCCGUCUGCCAGCUGGAGACCGAGGAAAG